Molecule: messenger RNA, 2715 nt
Organism: Acipenser ruthenus (sterlet)
Lineage: Eukaryota; Metazoa; Chordata; Actinopteri; Acipenseriformes; Acipenseridae
Product: annexin A11-like
Exons: 15
Coding region: 361-2052 (563 amino acids)
Biological process (GO): phagocytosis; cytokinetic process
Cellular component (GO): cytoplasm
Molecular function (GO): calcium-dependent phospholipid binding; calcium ion binding
Source: RefSeq, a predicted model, not a curated record
GGAUUUUCUAAACUUAUUUGCCACUGAUUUGUGUAGUUACUUCCCAACAUUUAUUUUUUACUUACAGAGUUAAUGGAAAUAAGUGCUCACUAUUGCUCAAUGAUGCUAUGCGUCAGUAGACGUACCACUCAACAAGUAAUUUUGGAUCACGUGAGUUUGCUAAAACGUUUCGAAAACCUUGUUUAUUGUCAACAGUAGACGUGUUUGAAUGGAAACUAUGUAGUGGACCCAGGCGUCUUUGAGUGGAAACGAUGUAGGGAACCCCACCCACCUUUACUUCAUAUUUAGACGUGCUUCCUGGAUCUGUGCUGACACAUAUUCAAGAAGGGAUCUAGGAACAGUUUGUAGACGAUCUAAGCAAUGAGUUACCCAGGCUACCCACCUCAGGCAGGCGGCUACCCACCGCAGGCAGGCGGCUACCCACCGCAGGCAGGCGGCUACCCUCCCGCAGCAGGGGGCUACCCACCUCAGGCAGGGGGCUACCCUCCCGCAGCAGGGGGCUACCCACCUCAGGCAGGGGGCUACCCUCCUGCAGCAGGGGGCUACCCACCUCAGGCAGGGGGCUACCCUCCCGCAGCAGGGGGCUACCCACCUCAGGCAGGGGGCUACCCUUCCGCAGCAGGGGGCUACCCUCCCCAGUCUGGAGGCUACCCUCCCCAAGGUGGCGGAUGCCCUCCUCAAUCAGGUGGAUUUCCACCAGUGCCAGGUGGUAAUUCCCCAUGGGGUGGUGCCGCUAUUGGACUGGAUAACUUAUCAAAUCCUGGAUUCAAUGCAUCACACCUCUCAGCAAUGGCUAAUCAAAUCACGUCAUCUUUUGGAGGAAUGAAUCCCAGUCCAGGGAUGUUCAGUCAAGCACCUACUGGAUACCCUGCUGCCCAGCCAGGGGGCUACGGGGCACCUCCUCCCAAUCAGCAGCCCUAUGGUACGUAUCCACAACCAGGAGGGAACAUGCCCCAGGGAAUGGGAUUUCCAGGAGGUGCCGCCCCGGGGCAACCCAUGCCAGGCUACCCAGGAGCCCCUCCAGCCAAUCCGUCCAUGCCUUCUUACCCAGGGAGCACCCCGGCUGGCUUAGCUCCAGCACCUGCACCAUUGAAGCCAGUGAACCGAGGCAGUAUUCGGGACUUUCCAGGUGCUGACCCCCUGAAGGAUGUAGAGGUGCUUCGAAAAGCCAUGAAGGGAUUUGGCACUGAUGAGCAAGCUAUCAUUGAACUUCUUGGAAAUCGCUCAAACAAGCAACGGGUACCUAUGGUCAUAACCUACAAAACAGCUUAUGGAAAGGAUUUAGUAAAAGACCUGAAGUCAGAACUUUCAGGGAACUUUGAGAAGACUGUCCUGGCCAUGUUGAAGACCCCGAUUAUGUUCGAUGUUUAUGAGCUUAAGGACGCUAUAAAGGGUGCCGGUACAGAUGAAGAAUGCUUGAUUGAGAUCCUGUCUUCUCGCUCAAAUGCAGAAAUCCAAGAAAUCAAUAGGGCCUAUAAAACCGAAUUUAAGAAAUCUCUGGAGGAUGCCAUUAGAAGUGACACAUCAGGACACUUUGAGAGACUGCUCGUCUCACUGUGCCAGGGUAACCGAGAUGAAAGCCAGAAUGUGGAUAUCACUUUGGCCAAACAGGAUGCUCAGGCACUGUAUGCUGCUGGAGAGAACAAGGUGGGGACAGAUGAAUCUAAGUUUAAUGCUAUCCUUUGCACAAGAAGCAAAGCCCAUCUAAGAGCAGUUUUUCAUGAAUAUCAGCAAAUGUGUGGCCGAGAUAUUGAAAAGAGCAUUUGCCGUGAGAUGUCUGGAAACCUGGAAAGAGGGAUGGUGGCAAUAGUGAAGUGUGUUAAAAACACUCCUGCUUUCUUUGCUGAAAGGCUCAACAAAUCCAUGAAGGGACUGGGAACAGAUGAUAAGACCCUGAUCCGAAUCAUGGUGUCCCGCUCUGAGGUUGACAUGCUGGAUAUCCGACAAGAGUACAAAAGGAUGUACGGCAAAUCCUUGUACACUGACAUCACAGGUGAUACCUCUGGGGAUUAUAAGAAGAUCCUGCUGAAGCUGUGUGGUGGAAAUGAUUAAGAGAUCCAUGAAUAUAAUUCAUUUCUUCAGCUCUACCUGUUCCAUGUCCUUUUCUCAGAAGAUUCAGUUUUGUUUCUUUGUGUACCUGUAUUUCUUUUUACAGUUGCAUGUUUUUUUUUAUGACACAUUAUAUAUAUAUAUAGAGAGAGAGAUAUAUUCAACCCUUUUUUUCACAAAUACAAAUCUUGUUUACACUCAUUUUAAUGUGUCAGUCUUGGAGAUUCUGCAGGGAAAUUAGUUUUUCUUUGAAAGCAGUUGCCAUUUUGAAAUCACUGAUACUGGUCACAAACUGCUAUAAUGUCAUGUAUGGAGUAUUUUGCUGAGCACUGUGUUUGAAAAAGGAAUGGCUCAUUUUGAACAGAUAUAUACAUCAUGAAGAGCUAUCGGCAAGUUAAUAAACCAUAUCAUAUAUUUUAAUAUUAUGUAUGUAAAACGUAAGUUUUGUUGGGCAAAGAAAAAAAGCAGAUGUAAUUUUUGUUAUGGCUGUAGUGUGUUCUGACUAGUUCUAAGAAUUGCCAAAUACUUAUUUUUAAGCCAUCAAAUACAUCUAUCCCUUAUAAUUGUAAUGUGCAGUGGACAUUUUAGACAGUCCCUAAUUGUAUGUAGAAUUGAAUGUAAUUGUAAGCAGAUGCCUUCCAAUAAAAUGUUUAUUGAAUUUGUUAA